Molecule: messenger RNA, 2762 nt
Organism: Corylus avellana
Lineage: Eukaryota; Viridiplantae; Streptophyta; Magnoliopsida; Fagales; Betulaceae
Gene: PDE327
Product: FAD/NAD(P)-binding oxidoreductase family protein
Molecular function (GO): FAD binding
Source: RefSeq, a predicted model, not a curated record
UGAACAACAGCUGCGCUCGCUCUCUGCAGCAAUGUCCCUCCUUCUCUCCAAGCUCUGUACUCUUCCUCUUCACCCUCCGUACCCUGACCCAGGACUCCACUAUCCCUCCCGGAGACUCCCUUAUCCUCGUCUCCAAACACUGCGAGUCCUCUGCACCAAGAGGACCGGCAAACAGCGCUACCCGUCGGAGAAGAAGAAGCUGAAAUCCAAGCACAAGGAAACUCUAGUUCAGGUCAAGAACAAGUUCGAGGGGAUCUGGAGGCUGUCCAAGCUCGGAGUUCCGGUUCACAAGGACCCCGGGAAGGACUUCCUCGGCAUCUCUGAGGGCUUGCUGGAUGAGAUUGCCAAAGUGCUUGAAUUCCCGGUUGCUUUGAUGCUGCCACAGGAUGCGUUCUCUGUUUUUCGGAAAUCUUUUGAUGCAAGGAAGAUGUUGAAGGAGCCAAAAUUUGUAUAUACUGUGGACAUGGAUGUCAGUAAACUCCUGAGUUUAGAGCCUCGUACUUGGGAUUUCAUUUCCGAGCUGGAGCCUAAAGUUGGACUAGUAGAACAUAUGCCUAAUGCAAGAGUUUCUGGUGAUUUGAUUAGUAUAAUACGUGAUGGAAAAAAGAAUGACACGGGUAAAAUGACAAGAGAAAAUGGACCUAACAGUUUUUCUGUGUCAGAAAAAUCAUACAAGUGCCCGACAACCAGAAAGCCCAAAAUUGCAGUUGUUGGUAGUGGACCAUCUGGCCUGUUUGCUUCUCUUGUUCUUGCGGAACUUGGCGCUGAUGUUACCUUAAUAGAAAGAGGCCAAGCUGUUGAGCAAAGGGGGCGUGACAUUGGUGCUUUGGUAGUUCGCCGUGCUCUACAAGUAGAAAGCAAUUUUUGCUUUGGGGAGGGUGGUGCAGGUACCUGGAGUGAUGGAAAGCUGGUAACUAGAAUUGGAAGAAACAGUGGCAGUGUUCUGACGGUUAUGAAAACUUUAGUACACUUUGGAGCUCCAAACAAUAUUUUGGUCGAUGGUAAGCCUCACUUGGGGACGGAUAGGUUGAUUCCUUUGCUUCGCAACUUUCGGCAACAUCUACAAGGACUUGGUGUCACAAUCAAGUUUGGGACAAGGGUAGACGAUCUGCUUGUAGAGGAUGGACAUGUUGUGGGGGUUAAAGUCUCUGAUUCAAGAGACAAAUUGCGGUUCAAUGGUCAGAAGUUGGGAUAUGAUGGGGUUGUUCUGGCUGUUGGGCAUUCUGCCCGUGAUAUAUAUCAUAUGCUUCUUUCUCAUAAUAUGGUGUUGAUACCAAAAGAUUUUUCUGUUGGUUUGCGGAUUGAGCAUCCUCAAGAACUAAUGAACAGAAUACAGUAUUCCACUUUGGCCACUGAGGUUUGUAAAGGACGUGGAAAAGUACCAGUGGCAGAUUACAAGGUCGUCAAGUAUGUUAAUGGAGAGGAUGGGGACCUACCUUCCAAUUCACGGGCACCAAGUCGCAGCUGCUACUCCUUCUGCAUGUGUCCUGGUGGGCAGGUUGUUCUCACUAGUACAAACCCAUCUGAACUCUGUAUCAAUGGCAUGUCCUUCUCUAGACGUGCAUCAAAGUGGGCAAAUGCAGCACUUGUUGUGUCUGUCUCAACCAAGGAUUUUGAUGCACAUAGUUGCCAUGGAGCUCUUGCAGGGGUUGAAUUUCAGAGGGAAUAUGAGAGAAGAGCAGCAAUAAUGGGUGGGGGAAAUUUUGUGGUGCCUGUACAGACAGUAACUGAUUUUCUGGAAAACAAGCUAUCGGUAACAUCUGUGCCACCAUCAAGCUAUCGAUUAGGAGUGAAGGCAGCAAAUCUCCAUGAGCUAUUCCCAACCCAUAUUACAGAGGCUUUGCAACGUUCAAUAUCAGCAUUUGACAAAGAGUUGCCAGGAUUUAUAUCCAGUGAAGCCCUUCUGCAUGGAGUGGAGACUAGAACCAGCUCUCCCAUCCAGAUUCCCCGCAACAUUGACACCUAUGAGAGCACGUCGCUGAAAGGACUCUAUCCAGUUGGUGAAGGAGCAGGGUAUGCUGGAGGAAUUGUAAGUGCUGCGGUUGAUGGCAUGCAUGCAGGUUUCGCUGUGGCAAGAAACUUUGAUUUGUAUGACAGUUGUGUAGAGUCCUUUUUGGGCAAGGCUCAGGGCGCUGGAUUUGUGAGGUACUAGGAGAAAUUGGCCGUUUCUCCGGCAACUGAUGCAGACCACAAGAACAAGGUCAAUAAUCAUCCAUAUGGGUUCCAAAUAUCCAAGAUAGCAGAUAAAUCUCCUCUAUAAUUGUGCUUGGAAGAGCCAGAACUCUGAAAUUUGAACCGAACGGUGUACCUUGGAAGCAAAGUUGAAGAACAAUGUCUUUUCGUGUCCGUUAGACACGGCAACAUAUACUGCUUAGUUACUACGAAACAGUUUACAAUUAUCUUGUUUUCGUAAGUCAGUUGAUUGUGUUGUUUGCUUGGAGUAUCUACUGCUGGAGUGGAUCCUGGAAUCAGUGAUGGAAGGGUGUAUUAUAAGAGUAGCAUGCUGAUCGCUAGCCUGAGACAUCCAUUGUUCUCUAACCCCAUGGAAGUUACAUAGCAAGGAACAUCUCAAACAACCUGGACUUGUGAAAGCAAUUUGUAAAAUUUGACCUUGUAAUUUUACAGUUGAUCAAAUUAUUAAUACUUGUAAUUUCGGAAGUGACAUUUAACCAAGACAUAUUUUGUUCAUGUGGAAACCUUGAUUAGAUGCUGUCAAGGUCAAGUUUUGCCGAUCAAUGAUACAGAUUCUGUCUUUGAUUUAA